This is a messenger RNA of Tribolium castaneum (red flour beetle), 1019 nucleotides long. RefSeq names its product gamma-interferon-inducible lysosomal thiol reductase. The record is from RefSeq and is a predicted model, not a curated record. The coding region runs from base 212 to 889 and encodes 225 amino acids. The transcript is spliced from 4 exons. Lineage: Eukaryota; Metazoa; Arthropoda; Insecta; Coleoptera; Tenebrionidae. Gene Ontology annotation, molecular function: oxidoreductase activity, acting on a sulfur group of donors, disulfide as acceptor.
CGCUUUUAUCGACAGUUUGACAAAAGCUGUCAAAAAAUUGUAACCUAAAAAACUGGGCAUUAUUUGCGGAAAAUUCAUUUAUUAGGUAAUUUCAGAUAACGUAAAAACCGUAAUUUUGUGUUUUAUUAUGUAAUGAAUUCACGCAUCGUAGUUUGGUUUCAGGUAAUUCGAAAUUGCACUGGAGGCUGUUUUGGUUAUGCUGUGACGAAUAAUGAAUGGAAAAUACAGGUUGUUGCUGCUAUUCGUAUCAAUAGUGUUCUUGUGGAAAUGUUUCCAAUAUUUCGCGAUUUUUUCCGACCCGCCUGAGAAUGAGAUCAGUGCCGAUUUAAGUACGAUUCCGAAAGUGAAAGUCUCGGUUUAUUAUGAAGCAUUAUGUCCCGACUCAAAAUUUUUUAUCAUCCAUCAACUGCUGCCCGUUUACGAGGAGUUGAGAGAUUAUCUAAACAUUGACUUUGUGCCAUAUGGAAAAGCCAAGACUGUUGAAACUGAAGGUAAAACGAUUUUUUACUGCCAGCAUGACGCAGUCGAAUGUUUUGCCAAUAAAAUCCAUGCUUGUGUGAUCGACUUUGUCGCCGACCCGCUGGUUAGGGCAAAGUACAUCGCUUGCAUGAUCACGGACAAUAUGAUCCCUGACGAUGCCGGAGAAAAGUGUGGACAAGAAUUGGGGGUAAAGUACGCCCCGAUUGGCGACUGCGCUAACGGCGACCGCGGAACAGCCCUUUUGAAGGGAUACGGCGAAAGGACACAUUCCCUGAAACCCUCAGUUAAGUUCAUUCCCACUAUUGAACUGGACGGCAGCCAGACAGUUGUACCCCAAUCGGCAAUUCUGAAGAACUUGCAAAAGUCGGUGUGUCAGCUCUUCAAACGGAAGCCAAGACAGUGCGGCUAGAUCUCAAAUCAAAAUCACUCUGCAUUUAUCUGUGUCGCAAUUUUUUGAUAAAAGUGUUUGUAAAUAUUUUGGAAGGUACUGUUGAGUUAUUUAUGUGUUGUUGUAAACAAUAAAUUUUUUCGUAAAGAGA